Messenger RNA from Epithele typhae, 159 nucleotides. RefSeq lists its product as uncharacterized. The record is from RefSeq and is a predicted model, not a curated record. The transcript has a single exon. The annotation marks the transcript as partial. Lineage: Eukaryota; Fungi; Basidiomycota; Agaricomycetes; Polyporales; Epitheliaceae.
CAGGUCCUCGGAAUCGCGUGUGACAACGCCUCAGCAAACAUCAAAAUGCUGAAGAAGAUCGAAGACGAGCUUGACAACUUCUUGGCCAGUGUCGGACAUGUUCGAUGCUUUGGGCAUGUGAUCCAGCUAGUCAGCUUCGCGCUCCUGAAGCACUUCAAU